This is a messenger RNA of Heteronotia binoei (common prickly gecko), 800 nucleotides long. It is a transcript of the gene CIMIP7, whose product is annotated as chromosome 5 C3orf84 homolog. The record is from RefSeq and is a predicted model, not a curated record. The transcript is spliced from 4 exons. Lineage: Eukaryota; Metazoa; Chordata; Lepidosauria; Squamata; Gekkonidae. The coding region runs from base 108 to 800 and encodes 230 amino acids.
ACAUGGGUGGCAAGUCCUAGCCGCAGGACCCAGCCAGCUUCAGGUGGCUGUUGUAGUAGCUGAGGGGACUGGCUGCUUUUAGACGGCUCCCCUCAGGUUCUGAGGGGAUGCCUAGCCCGAUUGUAGGGACAUGGCAUGCCAAUGGUUUCUAUGGCAACUUCAGAAGCAGAUGCAGGAGUGAUUUCACCCAAGAAUAUCGUAAAGCAGCCCGGCCACCACCUCCUGAUCGCUUCCUGCAGAGAAUGAAGGAAACCCCUUCCAAGCACAUAUUCUCCAAGCAUGACAACAGACAUGCCUUCCCAGGAUCAGCGACUUGCUUUGAGAACGGCUUAGGAAGGAGGAGAAUAGAGGGGAGCCUGCCCAGCACUCAAAACCUAAUAGACUGGAUCCCCCUAAAGGAGGAGCUGCAGCGUGAGAGGCCACUCGUUUCGAGCUAUCAGUCUGAUUACCGCUCCAGAGACAAAGUCCCCCAGAUGUUAGUUCUUCGCAACCAAGGGCAAGGGCAGCCCCUCCACCGCACCCCCAGUACCACCUACCAGCACACGUACCGGAGCUACUCCUUGCGUGAUCCCAUCCUUGGGGUGUUAAAAGAGCAAGAGGUGGCCAAAGACUCAGAACCCAUCACACCUGCCCCUCCCACCUCGAGUGAGCCCACCGCUCCCACUUCAAGUGAACCCACCACCAGAGAUGACAGCAGAAGCCCACGAACCCUUGCGCCAGGACCCUUUUACAGGCGCUGCGCACUUCACAGGCCAGAGCGACUGACAGUGUACGACUGCUUGCACUGGUACAAUUGUUGA